AUGUGCAGCCUCUUUCUCUCGGAUCCUGUUGGAUUGCCUGAGACUUUUAUUGGCCAAUUGAUCGGCCUUCUCAGUCUUGGAUCUGUGCAGGCGGCGGUGAGUGGCGUGCAAUCAGGUCAUCACCAUCUUUUCAGUCAAACGUCUAUAGGAUCUGGUCUCGGAUUAAACUUAGCCGACUUUGAGUCUACCAGCCUAUCUCUUCUCUCACAACAGCAAAAGACUGAUGAAAGUGAGUUGUUGAUCUAUGUACGAUACAAAAAAUGUUAUUUCUAUGCAGAUAAAUUUUCAUAA
This is a messenger RNA of Protopolystoma xenopodis, 291 nucleotides long. NCBI's taxonomy places the organism in Eukaryota, Metazoa, Platyhelminthes, Monogenea, Polystomatidea, Polystomatidae. The record is from the annotation of a GenBank genome assembly.